This is a messenger RNA of Coregonus clupeaformis (lake whitefish), 1301 nucleotides long. RefSeq names its product protein PML. Gene Ontology annotation, cellular component: cytoplasm. NCBI's taxonomy places the organism in Eukaryota, Metazoa, Chordata, Actinopteri, Salmoniformes, Salmonidae. The transcript is spliced from 3 exons. The coding region runs from base 345 to 983 and encodes 212 amino acids. The record is from RefSeq and is a predicted model, not a curated record. Gene Ontology annotation, biological process: DNA catabolic process. Gene Ontology annotation, molecular function: nucleic acid binding; 3'-5'-DNA exonuclease activity.
UAUUCUACAUUUGUUCGUUGUAUUGACGAAAUUCUUUUGAAAAUAGUCAUCUGACCGGUUGUUAUUCUUCACUUCCUACUAUCCCUUUUCUGUAGCAAUGCCAGGGUGAUUCAACAACGGAACGCAUUUCUUUAAAAUGGUUUAAUGUUGAGAAGCGAUGUCUGAAACGAAAGUAACGUUGUUUAAGUAUCGGUUCGCGCUUACCGCUUGCCCCAUCUCUUGUGGCCACACCUGUAUUAACUAUUAUUUAUGAGACUGCAAUAUAAAAGGGAACGUUACUUACUUCGACGGCAAACGGCAUGAUUUGAGAGACUACUUAGGAUUUUGACAGUUUCGACGUCGUUAUGCAGUCCUCUUCGGGUAUUGGAGCGGUGUCUGGUGAUCACACCAUAGUAUUCUUUGACUUGGAGACUACCGGAUUAGACACAUCUGUGUGUGACAUCAUCCAGCUGUCUGCCAUCAGCGGGGAGAGGAUGUUCAACGUGUACGCUCUUCCUCACUGCAGCAUGACGAACCAGGCCUCCAUUGUCACAGGGUUCACCGUCAGGGACCACCAGACCCUGCUCCUACACGGUCAACCGGUGGACACCAUCCCCCUCAGAGAGGCCCUCACCUCCUUCAUCACCUUCCUCCGCUCCUUCCACAAGCCCCUACUGGCGGCCCACAAUGCCCGGCGUUUCGACUGCCCCGUGCUGGCCAGGGCUCUGGGGGAAUGCUCCCUGUUGCACGAGUUCCAGGAAGUAGUGUCUGGUUUCCUAGACACCUUCUUGAUUAGUAAGGAGAUGUUUUCAUCCAGACUGACCAGGUACUCUCAGGAGCACCUGGUCAGUGUGUUCCUCCAUAAAACGUACGAGGCUCACAACGCCUUGGAGGAUGUCAAGGCCCUGCAGGAGCUCUAUCAGAAAUGGAGUCCCAGCCAGUUGGUGGUGCACCGUCAAACGUUUCCCCUGCAACACGCCUCUAACCCUAGAAGGGCUUUCUGAUCGAGGGAAGCAUCUGUGCAAUUUAUUUUAUUUUAUUACACACGCAGGUUGUGCUGUUUUUAAGUGUGUUUUCACGGUUACUUGUAGCUCUUCAAUCUAGAGAAAGACAUUAGGAAGUCCUUUGAAUUUGCGGCAUAUCUGUGUGCCCUGGUCUUUCCCGUGCAUAUAGUACUUUUGUGGAUAGUACUUUUGUGGAUGAUCAUGUCCGCAGUAUAAAAAUAAAAUAAAAACUUGUAACUGUAAAUAUUGUAAUGUACAAUUUUAGCAAACAAUAAUCAUGUGGUAGUGUGUGAAAAAUAAAAAACAUGGUUUAUAAAA